This is a messenger RNA of Triticum aestivum (bread wheat), 892 nucleotides long. RefSeq lists its product as uncharacterized. The record is from RefSeq and is a predicted model, not a curated record. Lineage: Eukaryota; Viridiplantae; Streptophyta; Magnoliopsida; Poales; Poaceae. Gene Ontology annotation, molecular function: protein dimerization activity.
AUGGAGUCCAGCACAAAGACUCCAGAAGAGAGGCAGUAUGUCAAUAUGCAGUGGGCAUUGUUCUUUUACGAGUGUGGCAUUCCAUUCAACGCUGCAAGUAGUAGGCAGUUUGAGGUUGCAAUUGAAGCCUCUUGUCAAUAUGGGUCAGGUUACAAGCCUCCUAGUGCACAUGAGCUGAGAGAGAAAUUGCUUAAUGAUUGUGUGAAGGAAACAGGACUUUUGAGGAGGCAACACGAGGCAGCAUGGAAAAAAUAUGGAUGCACACUCAUGUCGGAUGGCUGGUCGGAUAAAAGAGGACGCCAUUUGAUUAACUUCCUUGUUAAUAGUCCAGAGGGCACUUUCUUCUUGGAGUCGGUUGAUGCCUCAAGUGUAUGUCAUGAUGGUGAUAUGAUAGCUGAUUUGCUUGAGAAGAGAAUUCUGGAUGUUGGAAAAGAGAAUGUGGCAUUUAAGAAGCCUAUUGCAGGGGCUAGACGUGUCACAACUUUCAUCUAUAGACAUGGAAGACUUCUUAGUCUAAUGAGGAAGGCCACGGGUGGGGAUCUUGUGAGACCAGCAGCCACUCGUUUUGCCACAGCCAUCCUCACACUUAGGAGUUUGGUCAAGAACAAGGCUGCAUUGAGGAGUUUAUUUACAUCUGAAGAAUGGGUUGGAAACAAGUUAGCAAAAACACAAGUUGGCUUGAAUGUGCAAGAGAUUAUACUUUCAACGGAGUGGUGGAGCGCAAUUGAGGACUGCCUUAGAGCUUCAACUCCACUUCUUAGAGUUCUUAGAGUAGCAGAUGGUGAUGAGAAGCCUGCCAUGCUAGAGAUUAAAGCACUUAUGAUUUAUGCAAAGGAGAGGAUCAAUCUAGGUUUCCCUCAACAAAACAAGCAACCAUUGCUCAAGAAGAUCU